AGUCUCUAGUCUCUCACUUUCCCUUUUAUCGACUUUUUAAUUUUCCUUUUUCCCAUAAACAAUUUUCUUAUUUGUGUUUCCACUGAAGAAGGAAGAAUUAGAAGAUGAAGAUAGAAAGAGAGGAGAAUCGUAAAACAGUUAAUCACAAGUCGCCAUGAGAGUUCCUUACUCCGUACUCUUCUUCUUCCUCCUCUUAUCGUUCUCCGUUAACGGCGUGAAGCUGAACGAGACUCAUCGAAGAAUUCUCCACCAGCCGCUUUUCCCGGAGACUCCUCCUCCGGACGCUCCCGAUCAGCCUUUCUUCCCUGAGAAUCACGCUCGGCAUGCUCUCAGCUCUAGCUUUCUUCUUGUACCGCCACAAAGUAAAACACGCCGGCGAUACUCAGAAACUCGAUGCCGGUUCUCGAAUAUUCCACGAAGAUCCGACGUUUCUCUACAUGGGAACCGGUUAGGGACUCUAUUAAUAAUAACGUACCGGUUAAUAAUAAUUCGUCUCCGUACCGGAAAUUAAAUUCGGUUAAGAGAUCGGAUCGUUACCGUCCCAGUCCCGAGCUUCAACCGCUUCCGCCGUUAUCUAAACCGUCUGAUUAUAACUCUUCCGACGCGGCGUUUCCUCGCUCGAAGAGCUUCCUUAUUCAAAGAGCAAGCCUAAGUUCUCUCAGCCUCCUAAUAGAGCGGCGAUUACUCAGGCUGUUGAAGAGGGGGAGAGGGAUCCAAGCAGGCCAAAGUUAAAGCCACUCCACUGGGACAAAGUACGCGCGAGCUCUGAGCGAGCCACAGUUUGGGACCAGCUCAAAUCAACGUUUUUGACACAUAACGUUUUUAACUAUUUGUGGGUGUUAAACAGAGUGAACGAAGAUCGGAUGGAGCAUCUGUUUGGUUGCAACUCAGCUCCAAAGCCUUCAAACUCGAUACUCUUCUGAAACUCGUAGACAUAAAAGGAGUUGACGGCAAGACCACAUUGCUUCACUUUGUCGUCCAAGAGAUCACAAGAUCCGAGGUGACCACAACAGCAACAGUAGAUGAAACCACCUUCCACGGAAACAAAGACGGUUUCAGAAAGCAAGGACUACAAGUCGUCGCUGGACUCAGCAGAGACCUGGCAAACGUGAAAAAAUCAGCCGGGAUGGAUUCCGAUGUACUGAGUGGCGACGUGACAAAGCUCGAAACGGGACUUGAUAAACUCCGAUCUUUUAUCAAGACAGAGACAACAACAACAACAACAUCAACUCCAGGGAAGUUCUUUGAUUCGAUGAAAGCGUUUCUCAAAGACGCAGAGGAAGAGAUUCGAAAGGUCAAAGGAGAAGAAAGAAAAGCUAUGUCAAUGGUUAAAGAAGUAACAGAGUAUUUCCACGGAGACGCUGCGAAAGAAGAAGCGCAUCCUUUGAGAAUCUUCAUGGUCGUGAGAGAUUUUCUAGGAGUACUCGAUAACGUUUGUAAACAAGUGAGGACGAUGCAAGAGAUGUCGACAACUAUGGGUUCGGCUUCAGCUAGAUCGUUCAGGAUAUCAGCUACAGCUUCGUUGCCGGUUCUUCAUAGGUAUAAAGCAAGACGAGAAGAAGAAGAUACAAGCUCAGAUGAUGAACAUAGCAGCAACUCUUCUACGUGAUUAACACACAAAGAAAAGCUGUACAGUUUUUUUUUUUUUUUUACACCGAGUAAGGCAUUGAGUUGGUUAAGUCGGAGAAUUUGGACCGGUUAAGAGAGUAACAGACACUACACUAUAAAAUUUUCGUUAACAAAUAAGGAACCUAAGAUUUUAUUUUUUGCUAGUUUUCUUUUUGUCUUGCCGUUGAAAUAUAAAUAUCCAGAUAUAUCUUUCGAUA
Molecule: messenger RNA, 1826 nt
Organism: Brassica napus (rape)
Lineage: Eukaryota; Viridiplantae; Streptophyta; Magnoliopsida; Brassicales; Brassicaceae
Product: formin-like protein 6
Exons: 1
Coding region: 1127-1609 (160 amino acids)
Biological process (GO): actin cytoskeleton organization; actin nucleation
Molecular function (GO): actin filament binding
Source: RefSeq, a predicted model, not a curated record